AUGUGCAAUACUCAUCCUGCCCAUCUGGAAAUUUGGGGCAAAGCAUGUGCUUCCCGAGAAUUGGAAGAUUUUAUCCCCGAGAUUGUGGCCUUGUCAGCGGAUUUUGUCAGCUCACUCUUCGUCGCAGUGUGUAUUUCCACGUCCAGUUCGCUGUACCUCGCUGCGGGUUUUAUCAUCGUAGACGUCGGACAAUCCAUGUUGGAGUUCAGAGAGGUGCAAGAUAACGCGAAUGUUCUGUUAAGUCUUCAUCAAGAACGUCGACAGUCGAAGGAAUAUCUCGGCAUCAAGAAUCCAAUUAAAGCAAGCGAAAGCGACAGUUUGUUAACGACAAUGCUAGCUGUGACUCGGAAUCCUAGCUCCUACAACAUCCGAUCUCUGUCGAGUGCGCGGUUGAGAGCAUGCUUGCCCCAUCCCAUUACCCAGGACCAAGAGAAAGCUCUGAAUCACCUCGAAGAUUCAGGCGUGUAUACAUCCAACACAUCAAGAAGAUCGCCUUCGGAACGAAAGAUACGUGUGUCGAGCGCGAUUACUGUACCGGAGCCUAGCGACAUCACGUCUAAAACUGGUAGUGAAAGCUCCGAGCGGGAGCAAAAGUCGAAGCAGCUGGUCGUCCAAAGUCUGCAGCUUCUGUUUCACUGCGAAUACCUCGUCCUAGUCGAAUACGUUGAGUGUAUCGUUCCACUUGUAUACGUCAUCUACAAGUCGGUGGCUGAGCAGCUCCCAAAUAUUUGCUACUUCCCUGGUGGCGCUGGCAAUUGGGGAGUAUCUGCUGUCGUGAAUGUGCUGAUCUCCGCGAUAUUGGAAAUUGGGUCACUCGUUAUGCUCAACAUUGUGCUGCAACGCAAAUUUUCGUUCUCGCCGAUUUACCAGCUUGCGUUUGUGCUUGAGACACAAAUCAUGACGGUUCAGACUAAAUUACUCAUUACGAUAUUGGUCCUACUGCAGUAUCAACUUGAGCACUUGGGCGUAGACUUCUCCUUUCGCUUCCAAUGGCUGCACCAGUAG
Phytophthora infestans T30-4 is the source of this 1005-nucleotide messenger RNA. RefSeq lists its product as uncharacterized. NCBI's taxonomy places the organism in Eukaryota, Oomycota, Peronosporomycetes, Peronosporales, Peronosporaceae. Bases 1 to 1005 code for a protein of 334 amino acids. The transcript is spliced from 2 exons. The record is from RefSeq and is a predicted model, not a curated record.